GAGUCUCUUAUUACUCGUCAUUUCUUGCUUUUUGAAUUCAGAUAUUUUGGCAGAAGCUGAUCGCUCAUUUAAUAUCGUCUCUAGUUUCACUUAAUCUCACCAUUUGAGAUGGGUUAUUCAGAGAUACCUUGUCAAAUCUGUGGCGUCAGCUUUAAUAUAGGACGAUACCGGACUCCAGAUGAAAUCGAAGACGAAAGUGCUUCCUGGUAUAAUGCGGAUGGAGGGUAUGUUGCGGGGGAUGAAAAUUGUGGUACCGAUUAUGGAUGUUUGUUCUAUCGUACAACACCGAUUUCAGAACAAAAUGGAGAACUCAAUAGACAGAACAAUCGACCUUUCUAUGAAGAUAACACUCCCAGGGUUGAGGAUGAUAGUUUGUCGUAUUCCUAUGAAAGUGCAUCGGAUGAUGAACCCUUGGAGUAUGGUUCAGAUGCAGAUGAGACUUCCUUCGAAGAUCAUAUCACGGAAGCAUUCUCAAUGCAGGAAAACAGCCAGAACAUCCAAGCUAGCAGCGAAAUAGAAACAGAUGACGACAACGUUGAUGGCAGUUUCGACUUAGAUGAGGAAAAAAAGCUAUAUCACGAAUGGCUAUCAGGAUUUGAUCAACACAAGUUGAUAAAUCCCCCGAAAGUCGAGAAGAUCAUGAUCACUGAAGAAGAAGCACGAGAUAUGCAGUGGGAAAACAAUUUUACACAUUUAUCAGGUCCAAAAUGCUCGGGAGGUAAAGCAUACAAUGGCAAUUUCAUCACUGCUCAAGAAAUGAGAGGGUGUACCACAGCACAAUGUCUCGUUUACAAAGAUGAGAACUGGAGUCCUAGCCCUGAUGACGAAAGUUUCGAACUUGAGGGGGAUGUCUUUCUUUCCGGUCUUGGUGAUCAGGUACCUUCACGGGACAUGGGUGACGUGGAGUUAACGCCAGUCCGUCAUGGACUUGACAACCAUGUAGCCGCAGAUACUGUCAUUUGGGAAUUGCCUCCAAAUACCCGGGAAGUGGCAAUGCCAUUCCAUCCAACGUGUCUCGAGGUCUAUAAACAUGCAUCGCGGCUUAGUUUCAAUCAGACUUCUAUUCAAGAUCUAAUGAAGUGGCGCGAUGAAGAGUCCAGCUACGAAUAUACCACCCAAUUCCCACACGACCGAGUUGUCAGUGACUGCAGUGAACAAUGGUGGAACCAUAUUUUCGGCACAGAAUGGCUCGCUGCAAAUCCUGUCUUCAUACCAGCUUUACCCUCUAUUGUUUAUUCAGCAAAAUCAACAAACCCCCAUUUCUCCCUCAGCUCUCCAGCCUUCCCUGUUCAUUCUCCGAGACCUCGUCCCCAACGAUCCCGACGUAAUCAUUCUCCCGAUCCAUUCCUCAAUCUGUCGCAAGAACUUCAAGAUGAGAUUGUAUCCUAUCUUCCAUCCAAAGAUAUUGCUUCCGCGCGUCUUGCAUCUAGGGCUUUUACUCAACUUUCUCAGAUGUUCUUCUACAAACUUGUUAUUUCUGAAAUGCCUUGGCUGUGGGAAAUAUACGAUUCCACACCCCCAUCUUUCUGGACUACGAUCUCUGCGGCGGAUCUCAAGUCUCGUGAAGAAAGACGGAAAGAGCAUAAUGAACAAUUAAUGGCAUUGCGUCCACAUAUUUUCGAAGAAAUGCGUGAGUUUUACGAUGAAUGGAAAGCUGCCGAGCCGGUGUUUGAUGAGAGUAUUGAAGGGGCGUUGAAGACAGGCUUUGAGGAUGGGAUUGAUACGAAGAACUUGGAUUGGUAUCAAUUGUAUUUGGGAAUUACUAGAGGAUUCAAGGAGGGAAGAUUGAAAGGGUUGCAAAACAGAAAGAGGAUUUGGAAGGAUGUAGAGGAAAUUAUAAGAAGAAUAAAGAAGUAUAAGGAAAUUGGAUGGGUUGUCGCUGAGCGAGAUCAAUAACUGGUUUAACAGAUUCGGAGGUGCGAUGUAUAUCAAAUAUUUGGUGGUCUGUCUAUUCGCAGGAGAAAAAACAGGCGGAAUUUGACCCUAAGAAUGAGUACGUGCACCCUCACCUAAAUAACGCAGAUCACAUUGGUCAAAUUCCGCCUGUUUUUUCUCCUGCGAAUAGUCUGUAUAAUAUCGAACGACAGACGUGGUUUUCGAUUCCUCAAGAGAUCAGUACCUUGUUCAUCGAUGGAGAUUCACAGGGAAAAACAAUCAUAGAUCCAAGAUAUAGCUCAAGUUGUGUUUCGCCGAAUUUAGUAUUCUUGAACUUUCCAUAGAAUAGAAAGUGACUCACGCCAUCUUUUACAAAACAAAGCAUUUAGGAAGAUGGGCCGGGCAUUAUGAAGAUAGUGAAGAGACAUAAGGAGAUGUGGUUGGAGAGAGAUUUGUGAUACUUUGAACUUGGGAAUACAAAGGGAAUGUGAUGUACUGCCCAAAAGGGCACAAUCUGAGACAAUUGACACACUAAAAAAAUAACACUACUUUCA
Molecule: messenger RNA, 2429 nt
Organism: Botrytis cinerea B05.10
Lineage: Eukaryota; Fungi; Ascomycota; Leotiomycetes; Helotiales; Sclerotiniaceae
Exons: 3
Coding region: 109-1896 (595 amino acids)
Molecular function (GO): protein binding
Source: RefSeq, a predicted model, not a curated record